UUAAACCGGAUACCGAUUGUAAUCGGUUCCAUUUCCUUUCACUUUUUCGAAAUUCCUUUUGCUUUCUACUCUGUCCUUCUCUUUCUUCUCUAUCCGUCGUCUCAUCCUUCCUUUAAUUCCUCUUCGUCAGACAAUAGAUCAGAUCUGCUUCUUACUCCUCUGCCUUUUAUUUCCAUCCUCAUAGCUUGUUAACCAUUCUUUGGUUUUUUUUUUUUUUUCCUCGGUUCUACAUCUGUUGCUUCUGAAAGGUGAAGGGAUGAGUGACAAUGGCUUUCUUAAUCUCAAUCGUGGUGGGUGAUACUUCUGGAAGUGUUUGUGUUGUUUCUGUGCAAGUAUGGAUUAUCAUUUCUUGAUUUCUUUGGACAACUUAAAAAUCCAAUAAUAAUAUUGGACAAAGUGAAGCACAGAGGAGGCUCUGGAGGAUGAGAGGCCAUAGGGCAAAAACGAAAAUGAAAAUGAAAGGGAAUCGUUCGCAAUCGGUUGCCAGUUUAUUAUGGAUAAAAAAAUUAAUUAUUUAUAUUAUAUGUAAAAUUAUAUUAAAAAAUAAUAAAAAAAAUUAUUCCCAAAUCAUUUGUAUCCGUUACUGCAAAGUUGGACAGAAAUUUUAAGAUGACACAGCAUUUACCGGGAGAUGGACAGUGUUAUAACGUUCUCAAACGGAAGGAUGAUUUCUUUAUUGUUGAGGAAUUGUUAUGAAUCUUUUCUAAGUAGAGGGAUGACAAUGACUUCUUUUAGUAAAGUUCAAGGAUUUUUUUUUUUUUUGUGACAAGCAUUUUUCUUAUGCUAGCUUGGCACCUGGCACGUGUAUAACGUGACACUCAUCGCGUUAAAUCACAAAUUGGGCUAUUUUGCAUGGGCAAAUAUGGCUCUGUUUCGAUGCCAAGAAAAUUGUUUCUUAGGAGGAAACUCUGUUUUUGCACAACUAGAAGUGUCUGACUCUUUUUUCUGGUUAUUUGAGCAGGAAUACAAGACCCCGCAUCACAAGGCAGAUACUGCUGCAGUCGUUCUUGUGUUCAAUUACAACGGUUACUGCAGACCAGGUGUUUUACGUUCUUGGACUUGAGUAUUCAACCGCAACAAUUGCCUGUGCGUUGAACGAUCUCCGCCCUGCAGUCACUUUUGUCUUAGCAGUCUAUUGCAGGUUAGAAAAAGUGGGAAUAAAAACGGCAGCAGGUCAGACAAAGGUGGUAGGAACCAUUGCAUGUGUUGUUGGAUCCAUGCUGUUGUCUUUUUACCAUGGACACAGCAUUUACAGAACAGAAUCCGGUAUUCAUUGGAAAUAUGCCGAGGAAGUUACUGAUUCAAGUUCCAACAACAGGACAAACUUCCUAGAUCUAUUUCUAAUCAUGAUCAGAUAUGUUGCUUGGGCUGUUGGGUUCAUAAUCCAGGCACGACUAGGGAAGAAGUUUCCAGCACCUUACACAACAGCUGCAGUCAUGCGUUUCAUGGCAAGCAUUGAUUGCACUGCAAUUGCUUUCAUUUUUUAACAUAGAAUUUCUGCCUGGUCAUUGAGCUCCAGUAUCAGACUUUUUGCAUCUUUAUAUGAGGGAAUCGUGUGUAACGCGCUGGCACUUUGCCUAGUGACAUGGAGCAUUGGUAAGAAAGGACCUCUCUACGUCUCGAUCUUCAGUCCUUUGUCGCUGGUGAUCAUCGCAAUCCUAAGUUUUGCACUGCUACAUGAAAAGUUAUUCAUUGGAACUCUUGCAGGUUCUGUUCUGAUCGUUGCUGGAUUUUACGCUGUCCUGUGGGGGAAAGAUAAAAGAGACUAAAGAAAUGAAAUCCAUGGAUGAUGAAAUGGAAACAAAGCAAGACGAUCAGAAGGAUGACUUGGAACUCCAGCUUCCGAAGAAUAACGAUCAUCCCACUACGAUAGAACAAAAGUUCAAUCCUGUACCGUCGGGUUUUCCAUGAGACGGGAAAUGAAAACCAUUAGCCCCACACGAAAUUUGUGAAUAAGUGAUUGUCUGAUAAUGAGCAAGAAAUAUCUUUUUUUAUGCUAAACAGGAUGUAUUGAACUCAUAAUUCAUUAGAUACUUUCUAUGAAUGUCAACUAAGUACCAUAAGUAAAUUGUUGCCGGUUGAUCAAUCAAUUGAUAACCAAGGUCAUUCUUUGAUGAAUGAUCACUAUGAGUCAGACUCAAUAGAAUUUGAUCAAUCCUCUUUUCUAUCGUUAAGAAAAUUGUUUCUUAGGAGGAAACUCUGUUUUUGCACAACUAGAAGUGUCUGACUCUUUUUUCUGGUUAUUUGAGCAGGAAUACCAGACCCGGCAUCACAAGGCAGAUACUGCUCCAGUUGUUCUUGUGUUCAAUUACAACUUUGAGGAGUACACGCCUGAUUGGUGGACGAGAAGAAUAUUGAUCAUCAGGAGGAGGUGGUCGGUCGCCUGACACCAAGGAAGUAAAAUCACUGAAGACAGAGAACUUGCUAAAUUUUUCUGCUGCUUCCGGUACCUUAUGAAAGCACAAAGUGAAAAAAUCUGUUUUUCAUUUUCUUUUUCUGGAGAAAAAUACUUGAAUAACUAGUCAUCUCUCCAUGAUGUACUCUCUUUGUUCCACUUUAAUUGACAAUUAAAGUUCUUUCCACGGA
Rubroshorea leprosula is the source of this 2586-nucleotide messenger RNA. NCBI's taxonomy places the organism in Eukaryota, Viridiplantae, Streptophyta, Magnoliopsida, Malvales, Dipterocarpaceae. The record is from the annotation of a GenBank genome assembly.